UAGCUCAGUUUCGCAUAAUGGUCCUUUGGAAGAAUCUCUUCUCGGAAAUGGAUGCUGUUGUUCCAACUCCUAGGACUGCCACAGCUGUUCUGGCCAUCCUCUUCUUACUUCUCCAACUUUGUGAUGCCAACUUUGUAUACACAGAGAGAGGCUCUUCCCUAGAGUUGCCCUGUCCAUGUCCAUCUUGUUCUGGGAGUAAAGAAAUAUCGUGGUAUUGUGUCCAGCAACACCAAACAGUUUUACUCUUCCGCAAAUUCUCCAACAACCGUAUACAACGUUUUCCAGUUGCCUGGAGCUGGCUCGAGAUGCUUCAGAAUAACUCGCUUCAAUUUCGCCAUGUGAAGGAUAAUGACACGGGUCGUUACUGGUGUGACAUGAAGCAUUUUUAUGAUCUCGUGGUGGUGAGAAGCAGUCAGCAAAGGUUGGAGUCCUACCAGGCUGAUAGCAUGUGCUACAUCUUGAGCUGUUUAUUCCCAUCCAAGGAAUUCUACAGGGAAGUGAUAACCUGGUGGGAAGGUGGAAAACAAAUCCUGGAUGCUGAUCAGAUAGGAAGACCCAGCAUAUUUAAAGGGAAAAGGGCCUCUCAACUCCACAUUUGUGUGAAAAAGAAGACUUUGGAGAAAACCAUGAAGAAGCACGUCCAAUGUCGCUUUGCUCAGAAGACCGAAAUCACGUUCAAGUUGAUGGAUAAUCAUCAUGAUCGCUGUGCUUGUAGCACCUUGAUGCCUUCUUUUCAGGAUAUCGGGACAGUGAAAAAUGAUUUAUCGUCUCAAUGCUCAAAAGUCAACAUAAAUGGAGUACCGUGGAUUCCACUGGCAGUUUGCAUUAUAUUGCAAUUUUUGAUCAUUCUUACUCUGGUGGUAUUGUGGAGGAGGAGUUGUAGCCAGAAGUAUACAGACCAUCUGAAGAAGCCCCAGAAAGAUAUCCCCCUAUCUGAAUACACACCAGAGAUCUACGAGAAUAUUUAACCAGGAGCACCACUGUGACAAAGGAAAUAUUUUGGUUCUCAGUGAGUCAAACAACCUUGGACCAAACCCAGCAACUCUUGAGCAAUGUUAUGGUUCUAACAUU
Pantherophis guttatus is the source of this 1071-nucleotide messenger RNA. It is a transcript of the gene LY6G6F, whose product is annotated as lymphocyte antigen 6 family member G6F. The record is from RefSeq and is a predicted model, not a curated record. Lineage: Eukaryota; Metazoa; Chordata; Lepidosauria; Squamata; Colubridae.